Molecule: messenger RNA, 5140 nt
Organism: Limulus polyphemus (Atlantic horseshoe crab)
Lineage: Eukaryota; Metazoa; Arthropoda; Merostomata; Xiphosura; Limulidae
Product: band 4.1-like protein 5
Exons: 17
Coding region: 210-2864 (884 amino acids)
Cellular component (GO): cytoskeleton
Molecular function (GO): cytoskeletal protein binding
Source: RefSeq, a predicted model, not a curated record
UGAAAGUGGAGAGCGUGAAGGAUAACGUUAUGCGAUAGUGACAUGAGGACGAAUGGUUAUGGCGUAGUUAAUGUAAUGACACAUUGAUGGUACUACUACUACUACUAGACAGAUGUUAGGGGUGAUGCUUUUAUUUUCUAAACAUUAAUUCAAACUAAUAAUAUCCAUGUAGUCCCUGAGACUUGUGAUAACGUUCAAAAACACAAAUAAUGUUAAGAUUCCUGAGUAAACGGUUCGGCAGGGCGUCCCGAACUGCUAAAAGUAAAACUAGUAAAAGACAAAUUUACACGCCAUCAUAUACCACAAAGCCUAGUAAACAUGUGCUACCAUGUAAAGUUAUUUUGUUAGACGGGUCUGAUAUGUCAAUUGAUGUGCUGAAAACAACCAUGGGUUAUGACCUGUAUGAACAAGUAUGGUAUCACUUGGAUCUAAUAGAAAAGGAUUAUUUUGGUCUUCAGUUUACAGACACUAACCAAGUUUCGCACUGGUUGGAUCCAACCAAACUUAUCAAGAGACAAGUUAGAAUCGGACCACCUUAUACUUUCCGUCUUCGCGUGAAGUUUUACUCCUCUGAACCGAACAAUCUACGGGAAGAAUUAACAAGGUACUUGUUCUUCCUACAGCUGAAGCAGGACAUUUUGUUGGGCAACCUAACCUGUCCUUACCAGACUACUGUCGAGUUGGCUGCAUAUGCAUUGCAAUCUGAACUUGGGGAUUACAAUCCAGAAGUCCACACUCCAGGCUUCAUUUCUGAAUUUCGGUUUGUUCCAGAGCAGACUGAAGAAAUGGAAAUAGAUAUUUUGAACCAAUUUAAAACUUUAAGGGGUCAAACACCAGCUCAGUCAGAACUCAAUUACCUCAACAAAGCCAAGUGGUUAGAAAUGUAUGGUGUAGACAUGCAUACAGUACAGGGUAAAGAUGGAAAUGAGUAUUCAUUAGGCUUAACACCUACAGGUAUCUUGGUCUUUGAAAACACCACAAAGAUUGGACUCUUCUUCUGGCCUAAAAUAACUAGGUUAGAUUUCAAAAGUAAAAAACUGACCUUGGUUGUUGUGGAGGAUGAUGAUGAGGGCCAAGAACAGGAGCAUACAUUUGUAUUUCGACUAUAUAAUGCCAAGGCCUCUAAACACCUCUGGAAAUGUGCUGUUGAACAUCAUGCCUUUUUUAGGUUAAAAGGUCCUGUCAAAGGCUUAUCUGUAAGGCAAAACUUCUUCAGAAUGGGAUCCAGAUUCAGAUACAGUGGUAAAACUGAACUACAAGCAACCAAAAACAGAGCUAGACGUACUGUUCAGUUUGAACGUCGCCCAAGUCAGAGAUUUUCUCGUAGAAUUGGACAUGAUCACUAUAAGGAAAAUGCAAACUGUACUUAUUUCAGUGAAGUGAAGAAUAAUGGGCUAGUUACAGCUAUCACUCCUGAUACUUUUACAUCACUAGAGGGCACUUCUAUUGUUGAUAGUCCUGUCAGUACACUAUCAGCUCCUACUACUCCUGUAGAGAGCCAAAUACCUGCUGUUCCUAGCAUACCACCAUCUGCACCGUCAUCACCGACCAUUUCCCAAUCCACAACUAGUACAACUCCUACUGUAGCAGUUGUUAACACUUCUGAAGAGAGGCUAGACACACUUAUAAAAUCUCUGACAAAGGAGAAUGCAAAUGAAGAGAAAGGAGAAUCGAAGAAUGAGUAUGCAGUAACACCCAUAAUGAGGAGGACUGAAGCUACAACUACAAAUAUGUCAGAAUCAGAAACUCUAGCAGCCAAGCUGAAAGGCUUAGACUCCUUUAGCCCUUUACAAUCAAAACGAUCCUUGUCAAAUGCCAGCAGCAUGAGUAAUGCUAGCUCAACCACCAAAGAUAUUAGCAUGAUAAAGAAUAACCAGAUGCGACCUACCAGUGGUGGUAGUGUUCGACCCAUUCCACCUGAUCAAAUGAAGUGUAAUAUUUUGAAGGAAGAGAAAAAUAUAGGUGAGAAGAUUGUAUGGAAACCUGAUGAAUAUGAUAGUCAUCAUUGUCUGCUGAAUAAAGAAACAAUAUUGACUACCAACGAUUCAAAAACGAUUGUUGUGUUGAAUGGUGAUUGCAAUUAUAAUGGAAAACUGAAAAACAGCUUGACAAGAAAUGAAGAGGACAAGUGGAAUGCAUGCACUAACAGUGGAGAAGAAACUAGCUCACCCACUCCCACUUCAUGUAACUUGACUUCUUUCUUCUCUAUGGAUCGUUCCAUCAGUAUGGCUGCAACCAAUAAGUGUCCUGCUGCCAAGUCUUGUACCACUUUUUUAACUACAGACUCUGAAAUAACUAAGAGACUUUCUGAAAGUAAUGAUAAUGUCCCAAUUUUGGGCAUUAGUCCUGCUAGCCCCAUCACACCUUCCCUUAGCCUUUCUUAUGUUACUAAUGUCACCAUCGUUCCUUUAUCUAAUUCAUUCCCGAGAAUAAUUCUCAAUGAUCCCGAAAUGUUUGUAACUCAGAAUUCCAUUCCUGAACUUUUAUCGUUUUCUAAACCUGGAGUAAGUAACACCCUAGAACAAUCUAUUAAAUCUCAAAGCAUGAUUAGUGGUACAAGGCCUAUAUCUCAAGAUAAUGUUUGCAACCAGGUAGCUUCUGCUGGGGAGGAGAAGGGUGGAUCUGAAUCUAAGGAAGAUAAGACUUGGGCUAAGGUAUUAACUGAGACAUCCUUUGCUGAAUCAAGCCCUGUGACUAAACCCCUGACAUCUGCCAGCUUUCACAAUUCAGCAUUGCUGAAACAAACUUCACCAAGCUCUAACUCUAGUGUGCUUUCACCCUGGCAUGUAUCCAGUACUGAUGAUGUGACACGCAGAGAGGGUGAGAGGGUCCAACGUCGUACUGUGAUCACUACCGAACUGUGAAUGCUUUUCUUGUAUUAAUUUGUGAAAACGUUGAUAACUAUUGAAGCCUUUGUAACUUGGAAAAUCCGAAAAAUAGUUAUGGUUUUAGAAACUUUUUCUCUUGUUAAUAGUUUUACAAUUUUUUGUUCUUAGGGUAUGCAAAUUUUAUCUCUUUCACAUUUUCUUUUAUUAAAGUGAUUGUCUUGGAUAUCAGCUGAUAAGGUCUUAAAUGUUUUCAGUUGUUUAUAUGUUGUAAAUAUUCUUUCAAUUUCAAGAUGUUUUCUUUCAAAUUUUGUUUUAACUAUGUAGGUGUUAUUGUUAUUAUUUAAGUAUUUGUGAAUGAUAGAGCAUGUUUACACAGUAAAAUUUUUAUUUUGUGGAAAAUGGAUUAAAGAGAAUUCUCUUGAUUUAAUGCAGUGAUUGUCAAAUAGGGUUUCUAACUAUCAUUUAUGUAUUAUUUUGUGUUGGAAGCUGUAAUGAAAUUUGUUGUGAAAAAAACAGUGUUAAUUUAUGCAGGGGUUAAAUUUUAUGGACUACCAGAAACUGUUUUACAUCUUUUCUUAGUAGUUUGAUGUGAUAUGAUUUAAAACCAGCAUUUGAGAAACUGUGAUUACAAAUUGUAGUUAUGUAUAUAAAUAACUGUGUGUUGUAUUACUUCAUCAGUGAAAUAGUACUCCACCAUAUUGUAUGGCACUGUUUUGUAGAAUUAUUGUGAAGGUAACUUUAUUUUUUUAUAUCACAAUUUUAAUAAGUAUUGACUCUUUGGUAAACUUAGUCCUUUCUAGUUUGAUGAAUUUGUUCUAAACCACUUACAGUCUUUGGUUACAUUUAGUGCAGUAGUUGAAUAUUUAUACUUUGUCCUUGGGUUUACCACUACACUUCAUAUUUUAGAUUAUAAAAAAAGUUAUUGCUAAAUACAAGUCAGUUUUACUGAUGUCAUGUUUUGUGUUGAAUCUGCUGCCUUACAGCAAUGUUGUAUAUAGUUUGAUUAGUGCCUCUCUAGAACCUAGAUUCCAUAUUUUAAAGUGUGCAAAGUGCAAAUCCAUGAUUAGUGAUACAUAUAUUCAAGACACUUGUAAGGAAGCAUGAGUGCAUGUUAUUAUGUUUUUAUUUGAAAAAGUUUUUAUUAGCACUUUUUUAACUGAAAUCUAGUUUGAAAACUUAUAUGUCAUUUGAAGUGCUUGAUAACUGCUUUUAGAAGGGUUUUGUUGAAAAAUCCUGUAAAAGCUGAGAUAUAUAUGAUUUGUGCCAUAAUUCAUUAUUGGAGAGCAAAUAGAACUUAAUACUUUAUAUAAUACAUUUAAUAAUUCCAAUAAUUGGAAAAUUUAAUGAAAAAAGUUACAUUAAUGUUUUUAGAUAAAUAAAAGUGUACCAGACACUACAUUUUGGAAAUGCAUUUAAGUUUUUCUUUUCAUAAAUGUGUUUCUUGUUUCUAAAUAUGUAGUUAUUUGCUGAUGAAAUGUAAAUAACAAAUAUGUGAAAAAAAAAAUAGUAGGCUUAAAAUAAGUCUAUGUUUAUCAUUUUAAGGAAAUUCUUGUUUUCUAAAGUGAAAAUUAUUUCUAUUAAGAUAUUGUACCAGUGAGUUGUGUUUCACGUAAUGUAAACUGAGUAACUUAGAAGAGUGCACUAGAUAGAUCCUCCUACAUGAUCUGAGAGUUAGGAUUGCUCUUCCAGUAUUACUCUGUUUUAGCAGAGAUCUGGGGGAUUAGCAGUCCAAUAGCAGGCUUCUUCUUAAUUAUCAAUUUAAUCAUUUGGAUUUAUUUUUGUACUUUGGUCAGAUAUAUUUUCUAAUUAGAUUUUUAUGUUUAAAAAUUUGUCAUCCUUAAUUGUUAAAUUUUGUUAAAUGCAUCAUUUUAUCUGCUUUUAUGCAUGAAGCAGUUUCAUUCACUUUUCUAUAUCAGGAUGUGAUGCUUUGUUUUGUAAAUUUACCCUGAUUUUCCAAUAUAAUAUAAUCUUUAGAAAAAGAAGCAUUAUUCAACAUUGUUUAGUUAUUUUAUUCAACUUUCAUUAUAAAUAAAUGUAAAAAAAAUUUUGAUUGAAAAGUAAUUCUAAAAUAGUUUUGUGCCAUUUCAAAUAUUAUUGUUGAGUGUAAUUUUAAAUAUAUGUAGCUUCCGUAAAUGUCCGGUUUUACUACGGUGGUUGUUUUUAUCUUUUUCUUAAUCAUAUUUGGAAUUAAUUUUGUGUUAGAUAUUGAUUAUUUAGCACGAGAUUUGUUGGUUUCUGGUUUCUUUAGUGCGUAUCUAGUGCUAAACUUUGUCGAUUACGCUAACAAAUAAAAUUUCAAAUUUGAACAAGGA